This is a messenger RNA of Dreissena polymorpha, 3086 nucleotides long. RefSeq names its product serine/threonine-protein kinase Nek7-like. Bases 288 to 1457 code for a protein of 389 amino acids. Gene Ontology annotation, biological process: protein phosphorylation. The record is from RefSeq and is a predicted model, not a curated record. Gene Ontology annotation, molecular function: ATP binding; protein kinase activity. The transcript has 9 exons. NCBI's taxonomy places the organism in Eukaryota, Metazoa, Mollusca, Bivalvia, Myida, Dreissenidae.
CAACGCAUGCGCAAACUCAGUUCCGGAUUUUUCGCAAUGUUUUUAAUUUUUGGAUUAAAAUCAAAUUAAAUUGCAACGAAAAGCCAUACCAAGCGACUUAUAUAUAGCAUAAGCAUAUACAAAUAUCAUUCAAUAGAUUAGUUAUGUAGAUAAACUGGAUGCUUUCAUUUGUAAAUAAGUAGCACACAUCAAUUAAACUCUAUUGGGUGUUGAUCAAUAAACCAAUUAGGCAAUUUAUUAAUUUUGCAAGGAGUAAUCUGACGUUGCUCCAGUCUGGUCUAGUCACCAUGGCUGACAUGACAAUGGAGGCAGAUGCAGGGGACCAAUCAGAGAGCAGCAGUAUGUAUGGUACACUGGAUGCAUUCAUCAUCGAUAAGAAAAUUGGCAAAGGCCAGUUUUCAGAGGUUUACAGGGUCAUCUGCAAAGCAACUGGCAGUGUUCUUGCUCUAAAGAAAGUACAGAUCUUUGAAAUGAUGGAUGCUAAGGCCAGACAAGACUGCAAGAAAGAAAUAGAUCUCCUGAAGCAACUGAACCAUCCCAAUGUGAUCAAGUAUCUGGAGUCAUUCAUUGAAGACAAUGAGCUGAACAUCGUCUUGGAGCUAGCGGACGCUGGGGAUCUUUCACGGAUGAUCAAGCACUUCAAGCGGCAGACACGCAUGAUUCCCGAGAAGACGAUCUGGAAGUACUUCAUACAGAUCUGCAGCGCGCUCAACCACAUGCACUCUAGGCGCAUCAUGCACCGCGACAUCAAGCCUGCGAACGUGUUUAUCACAGCCCAGGGCGUAGUGAAGCUUGGUGACCUGGGGCUGGGCAGAUUCUUCAGCUCCAAGACAACGGCCGCACACUCACUAGUUGGCACUCCUUACUACAUGUCCCCUGAAAGGAUCCAUGAGAACGGAUACAACUUCAAGUCCGAUAUCUGGUCACUGGGGUGUCUUCUCUAUGAGAUGGCGGCCCUUCAGUCCCCUUUCUACGGAGACAAGAUGAACCUGUACUCUCUGUGUCAGAAGAUAGACAAGUGUGAUUACCCGCCCCUGCCCUCCGAUGUUUACUCUGAUCAGCUGCGUAAGCUGGUGGCCAUGUGUAUCAACCCUAUACCUGAGCAGCGGCCCGAUAUCUCCUAUGUAUACCAUGUGGCCCAGGAGAUGCAUGCUCACUUCCAGGGUCAGGCUCAACAACAUCAGCUACACAUGCAGCAGCAACAACAGUUGCAACAGCAGCAGCAGCGCCACUUUCAGCAGCUUUCCCCCGAGCAGCAGCACCAGCUGCUGGUGCAGCAAGGCAACAUCCAGAUAGUGGGGGCACAGCAGCUCUCCCCACAGCAGCAACAAAUGCUGUUUCAGCAGCAGUAUCAGCUUCAGCAGCAACCACAGUACCAGCAGCAACAGCAGCAGGCGUUGUUGCAGCAGCAAAUGCUCCAGAAGCAGGGCACGGCUGAGAAUAAACAGAUGUUAUAAGCAGGGCUUCUUUUUGCCAUCUUUGUGAAGCAGCCUCUUGCCCCUCAAUUUGUAAAAAAAUUAGUAGUAAACAUUUCAAAAAUGUGAAACAAAUCGUUGCAUAUUUUCCAAAGUUGCGAAAAUCUGAGUAGUGAAAUUUGCAAUAUUGUAAAAAUUUGACUUUUUGUUAAAAAUCACCAUUUUUUCUCCAAGAAACAAAAAAAAGGCCCUGCUAGGAGCGACGGAUAAUGUUUGUGGCGUCUGUUGGCUGUGCACAUCGUGAAAAUGUUGUUUUUUCCUGGCUGCAUGACUUUUACAAAUCUUACUUGCAAUAAGCCUCCUUUUAGGAAAUUGGGCUGAAUGUGUGUUGGCAAAGUGUCCUCCCAGAUUAGCCUGUGCAGUUCCUAUUUUAUGAUAUUUUUUAUUGAAAAGAAGUCAUUUCUUAGGAGAAAAUGAAGACAUUUCAGAUAAGGCAUAAGGUGUCAACCCAGAUUAGCCUGUGCUGACUUCACAGGCUAAUCUGUAACAACAUUUUACGCACAUGAAUUUAUCCCAGUUUUCCCAGAACAAGAUCCAUAUGAAAACGUCUCUUAAUGGCUGCAUGACUAAUUCACGAAAGUUACUUGUUAUAAUGAUUAGAUUUUUUAUAAGUACAUGUAAUAGUUAUCUGGCGCAAUGGCCGGGCUUCAAGCCCAGUGUCAAAGCAUAAUAGGGGAUGUUUUAGCAUGUUGAAUGCAUAUUGGUAGGAGCUAGUUAAAAGCCUUGUACUUUCUGUUGUGUUGGUUAAAUAAGUCACUGUCUAACAGGGCUGCUUCCUAUGUUGCCAAUGUUUAAGACUUCUGGACCUGGUUCUAACCUUUAUUUCCAUUGGCCAAAACCUGGUUUGUUUCUGUUUUUGUGUAAUAAAAUGAUAGACAUGGACUUGCGUAUUGUACAAUAUGAUAGGACUCUUUGGCUUCAUUUGGCAUCUUGACAGGUCAGAGCUAUUCUAUUUUAUGUGACAGUCUUUGAAAUUUAUAUCUGUUUUUAUAUACAACUUAUGAACUUUAAUAUACAGUAUAAAAAAGGAUAGGUUUAUACAUGUUUGGGCUAUCAAAUUCCACGAACUCCCUUAAUGUUUAUUUUUACUUAAAAACUAUUUAUAAAUUAUUGUUGCAUGAACUCGGGCACAAAAAUAUUACACCAAAAAGUGUAUGCUCACUUAAACUGAAGAUUUUUGUCUUCCACUUUUAGGAUACUCAAUCACUUGUCUCUCCAACAUUAUACAAGACAAAUUUAAGAAUUGGGAUUACAAUUGUGGGUCACUUUUUAAAAACUGCUGUUUAAAAAAAGAAAAAUACCUUCUCUUUUCUUUCAAAAUAUGGUAAUUUUAGUAUAAAAAAAAAAAAAGUUUAUUUAUUAUGAAUAUUUCAAUGAAAAUCAAUUGUGCUUUUUACACUUGUUGAUAAAAGAUUGUGUAAUUGUUUGAUCAGUGAUGAUACCUGGAUACCUGGAUGGUAGGGCCAUAAAUUUUAGCUUUGAAGCUAUCUUGGCCCGUCUUGUAAAGGUCUUCUUGUAAAUUUUCUCACAAAUUAGUAUUUUACUCAUUAAUUUCAUUGUGCGCAUAACAUGAUGGUGCAAAUUUUUUGACGUUCCAAUUUUCCUUGUUCA